ACUCUGAACUUCUUCCCCAGACGGAAAAAAAUAAAAUCUCGUCUUCUUUUUAACACCAUCUGCUUAUUGCUAAUUGAGCGACAUUUCAUAAUAUCGACUGAGUUGACUGUAUACAUCAUCAUGGCUACCAAAGACGAAGCUAGUGCUGUCCCCGCGUCAAGCAAGAGUUCCUGGUCUAGCUUCUUGAAGUCCAUUGCAUCCUUCAACGGCGAUCUGUCCUCUCUCACUGCGCCGCCAUUUAUUCUUUCGACCACCUCUCUAACCGAAUACUCUGCGUACUGGUGCGAACAUCCCGCGCUUUUCGUCGCCCCCGCGCGAGAAGCAAACCCUGCGAAGAGAGCCCUGUUGGUCUUAAAAUGGUUCCUGAGCACAUUGCAUCAGCAGUAUUGCUCGCGAAGUGAGAAGUUGGGCAGCGAGAAGAAGCCGCUCAACCCCUUUCUCGGCGAGCUAUUUCUGGGCAAGUGGAUCGAAGAUGAGGAGGUGGGUGAGACACGUUUGAUUAGUGAGCAAGUCAGUCAUCAUCCUCCGGCGACGGCAUACUCUAUCGUGAAUGAAAAGCAUGGAAUUGAGCUUCAAGGAUACAAUGCCCAAAAAGCCUCCUUCUCCAGCACUAUUUAUGUCAAACAAUUAGGCCAUGCAUACCUCUCAUUGACUCCUCCCGGAAAAGAUGUAAACAACGAAGCCGAUCGAGAGUACUACCUCAUAACCCUACCCAGUCUUCACAUCGAAUCUCUCAUCUACGGAACGCCCUACGUCGAGCUUGAAAAAACCACCAAGAUCGCCAGCUCGACCGGCUAUAUUUCCAAGAUUGACUUUUCGGGUAAAGGCUGGCUGAGUGGUAAGAAGAACACCUUCUCGGCAGUGCUAUAUAAAGAAAGCGAUGGAGAGAAGAACCCUCUAUAUACCGCCGACGGACAAUGGUCGAGUAACUUCACAAUUCGAGAUGUCCGUGCCAAAAAGGACAUUGAAACUUUUACUAUCACCAGCAUGAAGACCACCCCCUUGACCGUCGCCCCUCUCGAAGAACAAGAUAUAUGGGAAACCCGCCGAGCAUGGCGCGAUGUCGCCCAAGCCAUCGAACGCGGCGACAUGGAAGCCACAUCAGCCGCCAAGACCAAAAUCGAAGUUGCCCAGCGCGAACUCCGCAAAAAGGAGAAAGAAGAAGGCGAAGAAUGGGAACGACGGUUUUUCAAACGUGUUAAUGAAAACGAUGAUCAAAUUUUUAUGCGACUGGCUACAAUGCUUGAUUUGACUCAGGGUAAUGGUGCCGGUAUUGAGAGUGAUCGAACUGGUGGAGUUUGGAGAUUUGAUCCUUCUCGUGCUGUGGAUGCGAGUCCGCCUUAUCACAAGAUUGGCGGCGAGGGGUUGGGGCUGUAAUUGUAUGAUCAGUUUGAAGUUGAAUAUUCAGCAGGGGCAUGUUUUGUUUUUUUAUUCCUUGCUUACCUACAUGUCUACAAGCGACUUUCUUUUGGAUGUAAUGUAACUUUAGGUAAUAACUCAAUGCGAGACUGUUUCCAUGCAAGAAAACUAGAAAGUAGAUUUGAUAACAAGAACAACCACCAGCCAUUGCCAUUGCCUUUGCCUUUGCCGUUUCCAUUUCCAUUUCCUUUAUUUCGUGACCUCCAUCCAUGAUUGGUACUAACUGAGAGAAGAGAGAUGUGGUAUACCUGUAAAGCAUAACUAGAUCAUUCGUGUUGUGAUACAUGUUGAAAGUGAAAUAAAAAGACCCGGAUGAGCUUUUCCAUAAAAAGAAGAGAGGAGAAAAAUUCAGGAAAUAACAGAAAUCCCAUUUUGGCUCCUUUUUUCUUCGUCCUAAUGCUUCAUUCAAUCGAGAGGAGAGAAAAAGAAAAGCAUAUUUGAAACAGCGUAGCAGCAAAGAGAGCACUUCCCAUCGCUGAUAAUUUUCCCAUUUGAAAAAAAAAAAAAAAUCCCGAGUCCACCAUCCAGAGAUACAAUUGUAAAGAAAGAAAAAAGUGAUAAGAUAAAAUAAGAUAAAAAGAAACACUCAAAUCGAAGAAUUGAACGCCAUUAGAGUCAAUCCCUUGUUUUUAAGCUAGCUCGAUCAAUGUCCAUAAUUGCCUCCCCAACCGCCGCCACGUCCCGAAUUCCCAUAGUAGUUACCAAAGCCUGCUGCGCCGCCGUAGUUACCGUAUGCACUUCCUUGAUGAUGGUUCUGGCUAACAUUGGCCUGGUGACUUCCCAAGCCGCCGAGACCGCCGCUAUACUGAGGGUUCAAGUGAGGAUAGCCGCCAAAACCCUGCUGGCCCUGUUGUCCUUGGAGAGGAGGUAGGCCAGUCUGUGACUGUGACUGUCCAGGAAUGCUGCUAGUUGCCGAACCAGGUCGGUUAGCCUGAGCCAGAGAAGGGCUUGGCCCACCAGUCUUGGAGGUUUCGUACCCCUUGGUUGUCUCCUCGCUGGUUACUGGUUGUUGCUGGGAGAUGGGCU
Molecule: messenger RNA, 2445 nt
Organism: Talaromyces stipitatus ATCC 10500
Lineage: Eukaryota; Fungi; Ascomycota; Eurotiomycetes; Eurotiales; Trichocomaceae
Product: oxysterol binding protein (Osh5), putative
Exons: 4
Coding region: 121-1377 (418 amino acids)
Biological process (GO): endocytosis; maintenance of cell polarity; exocytosis
Cellular component (GO): cytosol; intracellular membrane-bounded organelle; membrane
Molecular function (GO): oxysterol binding
Source: RefSeq, a predicted model, not a curated record